AUGAGUGGGGAUAUACCUAACGAUAUUACGGGCCAUAUCGAAGUUAUGUGCGAAUUCGAUGACGAUAACGAACAUUGUCCACAAGAACCGAUGUGUGAAAAUAACGAAGAUUCGGACAUUAGCGAUCGGCCCUUUGUUUUGCUCAAGCCUAAGUGGAUGAAGACUAAGAACUAUAAAUUCUUGAAGCAGCCGGUAGUUUUGUCCAUAGAAAAACACGCAGACAUUUAUACAAAAUUAGGAGCACUGAAUCCAUUACAGUUAUUCGAAUUAUUUAUCGAUGCUGAUGUCAUCAAUUUCAUUGUUCAAAGUACAAACCGAUAUGCGGCUAUCGAUCGCAAUGAUCCCUCUUUCAAAACCGAUGUCGAAGAAGUGCGCAAAGUAAUAGGAAUAUUGUUUGUGACUGGGUAUCACACAUUGCCGAUAAUCAGGUGUUAUUGGUCGGAUAGCCCAUCUUUAGGUUGUGCGAUAAUAAAAGCAAGCAUGACUCGUGAUCGUUUUCUUCGUGUCAAAGCGCAUCUCCAUGUAUGCGAUAACCGAAGCCUUGAUCCGAAAGACAAAUUCGCCAAGGUGACACCCUUGAAUGAUAUGAUGAACGAACGGUUCAUGCAAUUCGGCGUCUUCGCUCACAAUUUAUUGAUCGACGAACAAAUGAUUGCAUAUUUCGGUCGACAUUCUUGUAAAAUGUUCAUCAAGGGGAAACCGAUCCGAUUUGGAUUCAAGUAUUGGUGUCUUUGCUCGUCCGAAGGACCGAUUUUUUCAUUCAUACCGUACGCCAACGCAUCCAGUAAUAAUAAUAAAGAGCUCGGACUCGACCAGACCCAGGACAUCGCGUUGAUGAGGAAGGACCUGCGGGUGUAUCUUUCGGACCCCCCGCCGACUCCACUGGCGCUAAUGAAAAAAAUCGUCACCCUAGACGAUCUCCUAGCCCAAAACCGAGCGCCAAAAACAGAAGCACCAGCGGCCUCCAGCCCAAAGGCCUCCGCUAGAACGCCGCACAGUGGGGCAACGCCGGAAAAAAUCCCGGCCGUAAAAAUCAGCUUUAUCUAA
Onthophagus taurus is the source of this 1047-nucleotide messenger RNA. The record is from RefSeq and is a predicted model, not a curated record. Lineage: Eukaryota; Metazoa; Arthropoda; Insecta; Coleoptera; Scarabaeidae.